GGGAGAGAGAAGGGGGGGUUGUGCCUCGGCGCCGUUAUUGCUCCUCGCCCUCACUGCGACUCCAGGAGAUCCGGCUAUUCGUGAGCACAUCUAUUCGUGAGCACAUUUCGAAGGCAUGCUCUCCAUGGCCAGGGCGACCAAGAGCGGUCAGCCCCGUGGCGUUCAUCGGGCGCUGCGGGCGGGCCAGCGGGCCAACGCUCCCGAUCCCAGCCCGCUCUUCCACAAGACUAGGCUCUGCAAGUUUUUCGAGGUCGGCGCGUGUUCAAAGGGCGAGCACUGCCGAUUCGCCCACGGCUCCAGGGACCUCGCGCAGAACCCGGACUUCACGAAGACCCAGUACUGCCCGUCCGUCCUGGCGGGCGCUGUGUGCGAAACGGGCCGCGCGUGCACCUUCGCGCACAGCAAGGCGGAGCUCCGGCCCAGGGUCGACAGCGCCGGCCGCCACGGCGAGGCACCGCGCGGCACUCCAGCGGCGGCGGCGGCGGCGAUCGCCGUGCCGCAGGCGGGGGCGAAGAGUUCCGAGGCGCCCGCGGCCGUGCCCCCCGGGCCAGCGCCUCCCUGGCAGGACCCGCCGCCGAGCAGUCGGGCGCCCGAGUGGGGCGCGCAGGAGGCGCCCCCGGAGGCCGCCGCCAAGGGCUCCCCGGGCGCCCUCGGCGCGGUCCUGCGCUGCGGGGGGGAGCUGCUGCACGCCGCCGGCGGGCUGCUCGACGGCGAGGGCUCGGCACUGUCGCGCCAGACCACGGCAGAUGGUUGGGCCAGCUCCGCCGGCCCGCCUUCGAGGCAGACCACGGCGCAGGGGGGAGGCGGCCCUUCUGGUGGGGCGGGCGCGCCUCUCGACGAGAGCUGCGCUGCGUGGAGCAGGCGGACCAAGAGUCCUGAGCGCAGCCAGGCGCAGCAGCAGCAGUGGCGCCAGGGCCCAGGCGGUGUUGCGUGGAAGUCAGAGGAUGCCAGCGCAGGGGUGCCAUGGCCUCGGUUCGGCAGCGAGGCGGACGCCGAUCUGGCCGUGGAGAUCAGGAACACCUUCGUGACGCUGCCAGACGACGAGGAGUCCGCCAGGCCCCUUCGCCGGACCCAGUCGUUGCCCGCGCUGCUGCGAGACCGCUGAGGGCGCCGUGCGUGCGGACCAGUGGAGCGCGCCUGCAGGUCGCGGAGGGCGGGGGCAACAGCCCAGCCGAAUCUGCGGCACCUUGCAGAAUGGUCCAGCGGUCCGUAUUUUCAUCACUGUUGUGUCGUUGCCAUCGAUGUGCAUAUGAUACUUGCCUCCUUCCGCGGCACAUGAGCAGAGGGCACGCUGGAGUUCGCCGUCGAAGGUCGCCCAUCGGCAUGCCUCGAUUCGCUGAGAAUGUGUCGCUCGCUCCUGUACUCACGAGUCGGGGCCUGGCCCCACUUUGCACGGCAGGGCGGACCGUAAAGGAUGCGCCCUUGCUGCUGUGCCCGUGGAACGCUGCCGCUUACCCCCCCUCCCCUCCUCCGGC
Messenger RNA from Prorocentrum cordatum, 1475 nucleotides. The record is from the annotation of a GenBank genome assembly. NCBI's taxonomy places the organism in Eukaryota, Dinophyceae, Prorocentrales, Prorocentraceae.